This is a messenger RNA of Corythoichthys intestinalis (scribbled pipefish), 1937 nucleotides long. RefSeq names its product SprT-like N-terminal domain (gene sprtn). The transcript has 5 exons. Gene Ontology annotation, molecular function: metalloendopeptidase activity; single-stranded DNA binding; polyubiquitin modification-dependent protein binding. The record is from RefSeq and is a predicted model, not a curated record. NCBI's taxonomy places the organism in Eukaryota, Metazoa, Chordata, Actinopteri, Syngnathiformes, Syngnathidae. Gene Ontology annotation, biological process: DNA repair. The coding region runs from base 191 to 1633 and encodes 480 amino acids. Gene Ontology annotation, cellular component: nucleus.
CAAAACUGGCGGCAUUCUGUGUGUUGUAGACAACGCAGGUUUAGUUUUUCUGAUGUUUUCGUUUUUAAAAGUCAUAUUUACCGUAAAUGCUAGCAGAUUUUAAAAUUAACGGGUGUUUUUAAAGUUGGAGUGAGGGUGUCGCCUUGUUGGGGGGCGUACAACCCGCUUGUGAACGUAGUAUAAACGUGACAUGGAUGGCGAGCAUUUAGAUGACGACUAUGUUCUGGCCCUACAGCUUCAGGAACAGUUCGACAAUGAACUGAGCGAUGCCGAGGUUGAAUAUAGUGGAGGGCCGGUUGUCCCCUGGAAGCCUGAGAGACCGCUGUCCAUCGUGGACGCGUCGUGGGAGACGUUGGACCCCACCCCUGACGUGCGUGCAAUGUUCCUGGAGUUCAACAACAGGUUUUUUUGGGGCAAACUGAGCGGUGUGGAGGUCAAGUGGAGCCCUAGGAUGACACUCUGUGCUGGCGUGUGUUCGUACGAGGGUCGCGGUGGACUUUGCUCCAUCAGACUCAGCGAGCCUCUGCUCAAACUCAGACCCCGGAAAGACUUGGUGGAGACACUCCUUCACGAGAUGAUCCACGCGUUGCUUUUCGUGACGCAGAACGACCGAGACCGUGACGGGCACGGGCCGGAGUUCUGCAAGCACAUGAACCGCAUCAAUAAGGACAGCGGCACCAACAUCACAAUUUACCACGACUUCAACGACGAGGUGGACGUGUACCGCCAGCACUGGUGGCGCUGCGACGGGCCUUGCCAGAAUCGCAAGCCCUACUUCGGAUAUGUCAAGAGGGCCAUGAAUCGGGCCCCUUCGUCGCUGGACCCCUGGUGGGGGGACCAUCAGAGGACGUGCGGGGGAACCUACACCAAAGUGAAGGAGCCGGAGGGAUAUGGUCAAAAGGGAAAGAAGAAGAGGGAGGCAAAAACAGGCGGGAAGUUGGCCACCAUGGAAAAACCUGCCGGAUCUCGCGACAUCCGUGACGUCAUCGCAUUCAGCGGCAAAGGUUUCGUCCUGGGCAGGAAUCCGAUGACAUCCCCUAGCCCCGCCUCCUCAUCAGUCAGUAAACCCGUCACGUCUUCUCCUCCGUCUCGAGUCUUCCCAGCUAUUGGAUCGCCGACACCCGCCAAAAAGUCGGUCGGUAACACCAAAUUCUUUGUCAACAUUAAUGGAUCACCGGUUAGGCUCCCAGAUCUUGGCGUUAGUGGUCGUGGCAGUAGCAUUAGCGUCGGAUCUGGCAAGCAGGAAGAUUCCAAAAAACUAAAGCAAACGUUGCUCGAUUCCUUGUUCAACAAGUCACCAAGCAAAUUGAUCAUCUCGGAUUCAUCUAGUGAAUCAAAUUCCCCGAUUUGGAUCGACCAAACUCCGUCCACGUCUAGUCAACACAGUAACGAUAAGCUAACGACAUGGAAGAAGCGACCUCUGGAUGAAACUGCUAGCGUUUACGAUCUCUUUAACAAGAAGCUGAAAGUGGAAUCCAAACAAGAUGAAGAAUCGACAGCAAGAAGUAGCGCCACCAGCGUUUCAGAACCUUCUUCUUCGUCUUCCAUGAUCAGGAUGGUCAACUGUCCCAUUUGUCAAGCUAGCGUGCAGGAAUCGAAGAUCAACGAGCAUCUGGACAUUUGCCUUUGCUAAACCGGUAGCCCUAAAAAUAGCGUUUGAAAUGUUUUGCACUAAAUACCCAGUUUGAACUUGAAUGCGUCUUUGAUAUUUUGCUGUUUUAAAGACACAUGUUGCCUUGAAAAAUGUAUUUAUUCUGAAAAACAAAAGCACUGCGUUCAUGUUCCUGCAGUGAGUCAGAUUGUCUUUAAAUUCGAUAUGACGUUACCAAAUAGAGCUUUUAUAUAUUUGCACAUGUUGACUUUUAUACAUUUGUAUGUUACAGUUUAGUACCUUUUACUGUUUGAAAUGAUAAUAAAGAUUGUUCAGUUCCAGUGGC